AUGGCAGAGGUUGGCGAAGCUGGGCGCUGGGCUCGCGUCUCCGAUGGCCUCCUUGCACCCGGUUCGAGGCUCGCCGCCUUGCUCUCCUUACAGGCGGAGAAAGGCCGUGCUACGUUAAUUCCCAGCCGAGGGAGCCGGGUGAGUCAGCACUUCACAAAGGCUGAGAGGGCAGCUGAGCAGCAGGGGAAGUGUGGAGAGAAAACUGAUGGUGGGCUGCAGGUGAGGAAAUUUGGGAAGGAAGGCAGAGGGGGUGCCGGAGCAGCCGGUGAGGAGGAGAUCAGCCCCGAGGACGACCAGAGAGCCAACCGCACGUUGUUUCUGGGCAACCUGGACAUCACCGUGAGCGAGUCUGAUUUACGCCGAGCCUUUGACCGUUUUGGGGUCAUCACUGAGGUGGACAUCAAAAGGCCAGGCCGUGGGCAGACCAGCACAUACGGUUUUCUUAAAUUUGAAAAUCUGGACAUGGCGCACCGGGCCAAGUUGGCCAUGUCAGGAAAGGUGCUUCUACGCAACCCCAUCAAGAUUGGGUAUGGUAAAGCCACUCCAACUACCAGGCUCUGGGAGGGCGGCCUUGGGCCCUGGGUGCCCCUUGCUGCCCUGGCCAGGGAAUUUGACCGUUUUGGCACCAUUCGCACUAUUGAUUACCGCAAAGGGGAUUCGUGGGCCUAUAUCCAGUAUGAGAGCUUGGACGCAGCACAGGCAGCGUGCACCCAUAUGCGUGGCUUUCCCUUGGGUGGGCCGGAUCGCCGACUCCGCGUAGACUUUGCUGACACUGAGCAUCGGUACCAGCAGCCCUACCUGGCGCCUCUGCCGUUGCCGCCUCCCGCUCAUUAUGAGCUAGUGGCAGGGGCGGCUCGGGACAGGACACCACCGUUGCUUUAUAGAGACCGCGACAGAGACCUUUAUUCUGAGACAGAGUGGGUGCCUCCGCCACCCCCUGUGCGGGAUAGGAGUAAUCGGGCAGCUGCCUAUGACCCACUGGAAAGCCUAGAUCGCCGUCGGGAUGGUUGGUCCUUGGAGCGGGACCGGGGGGAGAGGGAGUUGGGCACUAGCAGUAGGGAUCAGCCUAGGAAACGGAGACUGGCGGAGGAUGGAGGCCGGCACUUGGACCGUUCUCCGGACAGUGAGCGCUCUUCUUCGUCCCGAAAGCGUCACUGUUUAGCCACAACCUCUCCCCCAGACCGCAGCCCUGAGCUUGUCGGAGGGCGGGAGCGCUAUAGUAGUGACCCAGAACGCUCUUCCUCCCGUUUGCUCCUGUUGGAGCGGCCCUCGCCUAUCCGGGAAUCGCGCAGGGGAAGCCUAGAGCGAGGCCAGAAUGAAAAACGCGACCGCAAGAAUUCCGCUGAAAGAGAGCGGAAGCAUCGCGCUUCUGCAGCAGCUGCUGCGCAGGAGUGCAAAAGUCCAGCCAAAAAGGAUGAACGCGCUACGGAAGGAGGCGGUGGAGGGUCGCGGCUCAAACCUCCGCCUCAGAAGCAGCAGCAGGAUGGAACGUCGCAGGCCGGGGGAGCCCCCAAGUUGUGCUUGGCUUGGCAGGGGAUGCUUCUGCUGAAGAACAGCAACUUCCCGUCCAAUAUGCACCUGCUUCAGGGGGACCUCAGCGUUGCCAGCAGUCUCCUCGUGGAGGGAGCAACUGGGGGUAAAGUAGGUCAGCUCAAGAUCACACAACGUCUUCGUCUGGACCAGCCCAAGCUAGACGAGGUCACUCGUCGCAUCAAGGUGGCAGGUCCCAAUGGGUAUGCCAUCCUUUUGGCUGUGCCUGGCACAUCAGACAACCGCUCCUCAUCUGGAGCUAGCGAGGCUGCCACCACCUCCACCCAGAGGCCGCUCAGGAAUCUGGUGUCCUAUCUAAAGCAAAAGCAGGCUGCUGGGGUGAUCAGCCUCCCUGUGGGGGGCAACAAAGACAAGGAGAACAGCGGGGUCCUGCACGCCUUUCCACCCUGCGACUUCUCCCAGCAAUUCCUGGACUCCACGGCCAAGGCGCUGGCCAAAUCAGAGGACGACUAUCUGGUCAUGAUCAUUGUCCGUGGGGCAUCCUAAGGCCCUUGUGUUCUGUACCCAACCCUGCCUACUCCUCCACACAGCCCCUCCAGCGUGUGCCAGGUGCUAUGGGAUACAGCCUUAGCCAGCCCUGUCAUUAUUUUAAAUUAGAUCUUUGUUUGUAGGUAACUUUCCCUGCCCGUUUUUCUGUUACUACAUUUUUCUAUAAAGUUAGAAGCCAGAAAGGUUGGUUAGCCAUUAGUGUGAAUAGGAUAUUGUGAGAAUCCCUUCUCAGUGGGGAUAGCAGGGAAGCUAGGCCUGCUUUGAUUUACAAAA
Molecule: messenger RNA, 2313 nt
Organism: Struthio camelus australis
Lineage: Eukaryota; Metazoa; Chordata; Aves; Struthioniformes; Struthionidae
Source: RefSeq, a predicted model, not a curated record